AUGUUUAUCGAGAAUGGUAUGUUGGCGCUCAAUGGCCUUUCGGCGGCCAUAAUUUUUGUUAAGCUUCCGUUUGCCAUUGUGAAGAUAUAUCCAGAGGAACCCGACUUGUCUUGGCUUGAGAUAAUCCAACAGCUCAUUUACAGAGUCGAAAAAUACGAUAAGGGCUCUACGGAAGGUGUGUCAAAGUACCUUCCUUCGGAGUUGCCUGUUGGUGAAGUAAUCUAUUCCUAUUAUCCAUGGGGUAUGAUAAAGAGUGACAAGAAUUCGAACAAGCAAGUCUUCUAUGAAAGCGAUGGCUUCGCAGUUCUCCCCCUUCUUGUGCGUGAUGUCAUCUCCCAAAUCAAGAGCUCGACUGAGGCGAAAAGUACUGAAGGCUGGGAAGAUGUCGUUCAACGCUCCUUCAAAAAAGCCCAAAGAAGGGUGAAGAAUGGUUUGUAUUUCGACACGGAUGGGCGGGAUGAGUCUGAAGCGGAACAGAAGAAUGCUUUGAGGUUUUCCAAAAUCUACUAUGGCUCAUUCCAGGAAGCCGCUACCCAUAAAAGGUAUCUUUACAUUCAAUCCAUUAUAUCUGUUGUUGCAUUUACUUGGCUUUCAGUUGCGCAAUAUGAGCUUGGAUUGGCUUGGACUUUGUUGUGGGUAGUCCUGAACGUUGGAUCUACGGCUACCUUUUUCACGAUGAUUUCUGACACAGAGAAUUUUAGUCUCGACAAUAGUUUCUUAAAAAACAACGACUUUGCUUACAAAUUUGGUUCGUUUUUCUGGAUUCACCUUGUUGUAAUGGCUCUGGGCUGGGUGGGAAUGUAUGCAUCUCUUGUCAUCCAGGUAGGCGAUUUCUAG
Molecule: messenger RNA, 837 nt
Organism: Candidozyma haemuli
Lineage: Eukaryota; Fungi; Ascomycota; Pichiomycetes; Serinales; Metschnikowiaceae
Exons: 1
Coding region: 1-837 (278 amino acids)
Source: RefSeq, a predicted model, not a curated record